Cryptosporidium ubiquitum is the source of this 2388-nucleotide messenger RNA. RefSeq names its product ATP-dependent helicase. The record is from RefSeq and is a predicted model, not a curated record. The transcript has a single exon. Bases 1 to 2388 code for a protein of 795 amino acids. Lineage: Eukaryota; Apicomplexa; Conoidasida; Eucoccidiorida; Cryptosporidiidae. Gene Ontology annotation, cellular component: intracellular anatomical structure. Gene Ontology annotation, molecular function: RNA binding; ATP binding.
AUGUCACGAGCUGACAUGCUUCCAAUAUAUCAACAUAAAGAGGAGUUAUUAUCAUUAAUUCGAGAAAAUGAUGUUUCUGUAAUAGUAGGAGAAACUGGAAGUGGUAAAUCGACAUUAUUGCCGGCUUUCCUGCUUGAAGGUGGUUUUGUACAGGAGGAAAAAAAAAUGAUUGCAGUGACUCAACCAAGAAGAAUUGCUGCUAUUUCUUUGGCAGAGUAUGUUGCAAAGCUACUAAAGACCAAGGUAGGGAAUAAGGUAGGUUAUUCAGUUCGAUUUAAAACCGAGGUCUCCAAGUAUACAAAAAUCAAAUACUUAACAGAUGGAAUGCUUAUUAGGGAGUGCGUUACAAUUAAAGGAGAUAGAAGUCCUUUUGAAAGUUACUCUGUAAUCAUUGUAGAUGAGGCUCAUGAGAGGUCAAUUCGUACUGAUUUUCUUUUGGGGCUUCUUAAAAUGGAACUGUUCAAUGGAAGCAAAUUAAAGGUUGUAAUCAUGUCAGCAACUUUUCAAAGUUCUUGUUUUGAAAACUUUUUUGCCUCUACCGGUUCUCAUUCUCACAGUCUCUCUCCUUCAAAGCUUAAGAUUGGUAGUUAUUCUGUUCCUGGAAGGCAGUUUCCUGUACAAUUAAAUUACUUAUCAGAACCUGAAUUAGAUUACUUGGAAGCAGUCAUGAUUACAAUAUUAACCAUUCACUUUACAAAGCCAAAAGGAGGUGAUAUUCUAGUAUUUUUACCUGGUCAGGAAGAUAUCCACCAUUUAUAUUUAAACUUAACAACUAUUUCAAAAAAGAUUGAGACUUUGUUUGAACAAGAAGGAGAAAUCACUUUUUAUUUAGGUAAACAAAGAUUUGAAAAUAUUGAGAGGAUUCGCUUAUUUAUUCAGUGCCUUUAUGCAUCAAUGCCUUCCGAGCAACAAAGUAAGGUAUUUGAUGUUCUCCCUGAAAAUUACAGAAAAAUCAUCCUAUCAACUAAUAUUGCAGAAACAUCUGUGACUUUACCAAACAUAGUUUAUGUUGUAGAUUCUGGCCUAGAAAAACUCAAGUUUUUUCAAAGUAAUAAUAACAUUGACGCUUUAGUUAUGAGAGAAAUCUCCAAGGCUUCCUCAAUACAAAGGGCUGGGAGAGCUGGACGGCUUCAACCAGGAGAAGUUUAUCGUAUCUACACAAAGCAGGCCUAUUCAGAUUUUCUUAAUUCUCAAACUCCAGAGAUACUAAGAACUAGUCUAUCCGAGACUUUACUCGAGCUUAUUUAUGUUCUUGAUAACUAUAAUAUUUCUAGAAAAAAAGAAGUAAAUCCUGAAUUUGAAACUUUAACUAAUUCAUCUAAUGAAGACCAUAUUCUACUUAAUGAUCAACAACAAGUUUCUGUGAAAAAGAUUCUGAAUUUUCCAUUUCUAAGUUAUCCAAGUAAAGAGUCUAUCCUUUCUACUCUCAAGUUUCUUUACAGAUUAGAAGCUUUAAACAAGAGUGGAAAUAUUACUGAAUUAGGUAUCAAAUUAACUAUGCUUCCUGUGCCUCCUUUCCUAGGUAAACUCAUAUACCAUAGUAUAGAGUUUGGAUGUACAAGUGAAGCAAUAACUCUAGUAUCAAUGCUUUCUGCUGAAUGUUUACUAGAUUAUUGUAAUAGUAGUAAUCAAAAAGAUCAAACAUUUGGUUCUUUAAAUGAAAAUUCAGAUCAUGUUGGCCCAAGUAAAAAGAAACUCAGAUUUACUCACAAUUCAUCAUCCAAAAGUGAUCAAUCCUACAAGAAUUAUCUUAAGUCAAUUAUGACAAAAUUUGGAGACCAUGUUGGCUUAAUUGAAACUUAUAAUACUUGGAUAUCUCUACAAAAAGAUUCAGGAAAAAUUUAUCAUGGACAAAAUAAUAUCUCUUUUAGUAACAACUAUGAACAAAUUAACUUUUGCAACUCUGUAGGCAUUUCUCAUACCAGUCUUUUAAGAGCAAGAUCUAUCAGAGAACAGCUUAUUAGUAUCACUAGAAAAAUUUUCAAUCUAAAAACCAUCAAUAGUUGCACUAUGUUUAGUACUCUUGAUUCAGAUUCUAGCUCUUUUUCUACAGAUAAUAACCAAGAACAGCAACAGGAACAACAAAAAGAAGAUAACAAGUGGACACCUUUCUACAAAUGUCUUACAAAGAGUUUCUGGCAAAAUGUUGCCAAGCUAGACCCUAGUAGUAACAAACAGUACCUCACAGAAGUCAACAGACAGCUUGUGAAUAUUCAUCCUACAAGUAGUGUUUCUCACCUUAAAGACAAACCAAAAUGGAUCAUUUUCACAGAUAUUAUUCAAACCAAAAAAACAUACAUCCGUAUUAUCUCUGCAAUUAAUCACUUAUGGCUUAAUGAUUACUGUUCCAAAUGGUUUAUUACUACCGAAACUCUUUCUAAGCAUUAG